CCCAGCCUGGUAUCAGUGCCCCCCGCCCAGCCUGGUAUCAGUGCCCCCUGCUCAGCCUGGUAUCAGUGUCCCUGCCCAGCCUGGUAUCAGUGUCCCUGCCCAGCCUGGUAACAGUGCCCCCUGCUCAGCCUGGUCUCAGUGCCCCCUGCUCAGCCUGGUAUCAGUGCCCACUACCCAGCCUGGUAUCAGUGCUCCCUGCCCAGCCUCGUAACAGUGCCCCUUGCCCAGCCUGUUAUCAGUGCCCCUUGCCCAGCCUGUUAUCAGUGCCCCCUGCCCAGCCUGGUAUCAGUGCCCCCUGCCCAGCCUGGUAUCAUGCCCCCUGCCCAGCCUGGUAUCAGAGCUCCCUGCCCAGCCUGGUCUCAGUUCCCCCUGCCUAGCCUGGUAUCAGAGCUCCCUGCCCAGCCUGGUCUCAGUGCCCCCUGCCCGGCUUUGUAUCAUGCCCCCUGCCCAGCCUGGUAUCAGAGCUCCCUGCCCAGCCUGGUCUCAGUGCCCCCUGCCCCGCUUUGUAUCAGUGCCCCUGCCCAGCCUGGUCUCAGUGCCCCCUGCCCAGCCUGGUCUCCAGCCCAGGAUCCGGUGUAGAGGACCAUCCGUGGAUGUGUAGCCUGGUUUGGGGUUUCUGUGUAUCUGUUCCUGUCUGGGAGGAGGAGAGCCGCGAGUUUCAUGUUCUCCAUCCAGGACUCCCUGUCCCGAGGAGGACUCAGCAUGAAGGAGGAACCGCUGGCAGCCGGACUGUCAGUCAGAUCCUGGAUACAUGGCUCGGGCAUCCUGGACUCCAGCACUGCAGCCCAGAGUGGUGUUGGUUUGGCCCGAGCUCACUUUGAAAAGCAACCACCAUCCAACCUGAGAAAAUCCAACUUCUUCCAUUUUGUUCUGGCUUUAUAUGAUCGUCAAGGACAGCCUGUGGAAAUUGAGAGAACAUCCUUCAUCGAUUUUGUGGAGAAAGACAAGGAGCAGACUGGUGAAAAGACAAACAAUGGAAUACAUUACAGAUUGCAACUUCUCUAUAGUAAUGGACUGAGAACAGAGCAGGACCUCUAUGUGCGACUUAUUGACUCAAUGUCCAAACAGGCAAUUAUCUAUGAAGGUCAAGAUAAGAACCCAGAAAUGUGCCGUGUUCUCCUCACCCAUGAGAUAAUGUGCAGUCGAUGCUGUGAUAAGAAGAGUUGUGGGAAUCGCAAUGAGACGCCGUCGGACCCGGUCAUCAUUGACAGAUUUUUCCUGAAGUUCUUCCUGAAAUGUAACCAAAAUUGUCUAAAGAAUGCUGGGAAUCCCCGAGACAUGAGGAGGUUCCAGGUCGUGGUUUCCACAACAAUUAACGUAGAUGGUCAUGUCCUUGCAGUUUCGGACAACAUGUUUGUACAUAACAACUCCAAACAUGGGCGUCGAGCACGGCGUCUGGACCCUUCAGAAGCAGCCACUCCCUGCAUCAAAGCUAUCAGUCCUAGUGAGGGAUGGACUACAGGUGGUGCCACAGUGAUCCUUAUAGGAGAUAAUUUCUUUGAUGGCCUUCAGGUUGUCUUCGGCACAAUGCUGGUAUGGAGUGAAUUGAUUACGCCUCACGCCAUACGAGUACAGACACCUCCAAGACAUAUCCCAGGAGUGGUGGAAGUCACGCUCUCUUAUAAGUCCAAACAUUUUUGUAAAGGGGCACCUGGGAGAUUUGUAUACACAGCUUUGAACGAGCCGACCAUUGACUACGGGUUUCAGCGACUUCAGAAGGUGGUACCCAGGCACCCAGGAGACCCUGAGCGAUUACCCAAGGAGGUUUUGCUAAAAAGAGCUGCAGAUCUAGUGGAGGCUUUGUAUGGAUUGCCGCACAAUAAUCAGGAUAUCAUAUUAAAAAGAGCUGCAGAUAUUGCUGAAGCAUUGUACAGCGUCCCUCGCAACUCCAAUCAACUAUCAUCACUAACAGCCAAUCAUCCACACUCCGGCAUGAUGGGAGUCAACUCAUUCGGGAGCCAGCUUGCCAUCAACAUUGCAGACUCUUCUCAGCCAUCUGAUCAAGGUUACUCCAGAAACUCCAGCAGCGUGUCUCCACGAGGUUAUGUACCCAGCUCAACGCCGCAGCAGUCAAAUUAUAACACCAUCACCUCCAGCAUGAAUGGAUAUGGGGGGACGAGUAUGACUACACUUGGGGUACCGGGCUCACCGAGCUUUCUGAACGGAUCCACCGCUAACUCUCCGUAUGCCAUUAUGCCUUCUAGUCCCCCACUCGGAGCAUCUUCCAUCACCCUCUCAUCCAGUGCAAACUCUGCCACCUCUGCGGGUGUCUUCUCCUUUUCUCCUGUCAAUAUGAUCUCAGCGGUCAAACAGAAGAGUGCUUUUGCACCGGUAGUCCGACCCCAAACGUCCCCUCCACCAACCUGCACCAGCUCAAGUGCAAAUGGCCUCCAAGCCAUGUCUGGCCUCAUAGUGCCACCAAUGUAGGAUAAACCAAGAAGAGAAGAAUAUCAACCCAUUGUGGGAAAUUCUAUCUGUCUUGGACGCUGACCAGGCCAUGUGGACAAUUCGCCCAGUCUUCUUACGAAGCCAGGAAUACCUGGAUGAAACAGAGUUGCAGAGACCUGAGGGAGAGAACGAAUUAGGCGUAGACAGAUUAUGUUCCUAAUGAAGGUUUACAGUUUUGUGAAUGGGCCCAUCCAAAAAGGAACAUGCCACUCUUAUUAUUCCCCUUCCGUAUGAGGGGCAUACAAUGCAUCGAAGAGGACACCAGGUGCCUUUUCCAUUCUUCCUUUAAUAAAAGACAUUUAUAUGUGUAGGACCAGUCAUCUAUAAUUUUCCAUAUAUUAUGUCAGUUCAAGACAAUUUUUACAGUAAGCUACCUGGGAUCUUCCUGUUGCUUAUGAACCAAGUCUUUUAUAACCAGAAGACAAGCUUGCACUGAGACUUUUUUUUUGCCAACUCCUUAUUGAAACUGGAUCUCAUCUGCAACUUCACAUGUAGAACUCAGGACUACGUUGCAGAAUCAGCUUUGGAGUCAUUGUCACUUUGUCCAACAUCCUAUAUGGUGGAUAUAUGCAAGAUAACGGUGUGAAGGUCUGCCUAGAUAACUGAGGGGAACAUGUCCCUUCAGGUCUUUCCAUCAUAUGAGCGAAGGAAUGAGUUAAAACACAUGAGGUUUAUAUGCUCAGACUCACAUUUUGGUAGCGUGUCCUCCACCACUGCACUGUGAUGUCAUAAUUUUAGCAAAUAGCAUAUUUCUCCACUUAAUGUGCUGGGAAAUUUUUAAAAGUGAUGAGAAACCCUGUUUUUGUUUUGUUUUGUUUUUCAUCUGUGUGGAAUAUUUUUUUUUUAACCAUAUCAGAGGUUGCCCCCUCAUUUUUACACCAGUGGGCAUCUAUGUAGCACCAAUGUGAUUAUUUGCUAUAAUGCUUUCAUUUAGAUAAACCAAACCAACAAGGACAUGUACGAUAACCUUUUCUUCACCUUCAGAUAAAUUGAUUGUAAGCAUUUCAACCAAGUUUGUAUAGAGGGAAAACUAAGGGCAGAUAUUUAAAUUCAUUAAAUUUGUAUACAUUAAAUGUUAAUUCAUAUAUGCUGUAAAUCAUCCCCUCCUUGCCCAGCUCACCUGCAUACACUAACUCCUGCACAAGCAGGAUGGAGGUCGGUGGGUGGCUUUCUGACGCAGUGGCCUUAGGCAUGACAAGACGUUAGAGAUAUUGAACUGUGUGGUUUUAGGCAAAGUUCAUAGUAGUAUUCCAUAUCAGAACAAGGUGGCAAAUGAUAGUUUUUUUCCACUUUUUGGAAUAUGAUGUCAUUAUUUAUAAAUAAUUGUAUUUAUUCACUCUUUUUUGUACCCAUGAGCUUAUAAGUCUACCUGUUGAGUGCCUAUCAAGGGUGCAAUUUAUUGUAAACCUGGUGGCACUCAGGGAAUUAAAGA
Pelobates fuscus (common spadefoot toad) is the source of this 3880-nucleotide messenger RNA. RefSeq names its product transcription factor COE3-like. Bases 661 to 2427 code for a protein of 588 amino acids. NCBI's taxonomy places the organism in Eukaryota, Metazoa, Chordata, Amphibia, Anura, Pelobatidae. Gene Ontology annotation, molecular function: RNA polymerase II cis-regulatory region sequence-specific DNA binding; DNA-binding transcription factor activity, RNA polymerase II-specific. The record is from RefSeq and is a predicted model, not a curated record. The transcript has 18 exons. Gene Ontology annotation, biological process: regulation of transcription by RNA polymerase II.